AAUAUACUCGUCGGUUGAACAUUCAUUUCAACUCCAAAACCAAACUUGUUAAAAAAAAAAAAGACAAGCCAAUUCGAUCGAAAGAAAGUCUCUUUCCCAAUGGAUCCGUCGGAUUAUUUAACCGGCAAUAAUCCUUCCGAUCAACAGAACCAGAAACGACAGCUUCAGAUCUACGGUCCUCGUCCUUCCCCUCUCAGCGUCCAUAAAGACUCUCACAAGAUCAAGAAACCUCCCAAGCACCCUGCUCCGCCUCCUCAGCAUCAUCACCGCGACCAAGCUCCGGUCUACGCUCCUCGAGAGCCGGUGGUAAUCUACGCCGUCUCGCCGAAAGUCGUGCACACCACAACCUCCGAUUUCAUGAACGUCGUCCAGCGACUCACCGGAAUCUCCGCCGGGGUCUUCCACGAAUCCGGAAACGGCGGAGAUGUGUCGCCGGCGGCGAGACUCGCAGCGACGGAGAAUGCUAGCCCGAGAGGAGGAAAGGAACCGACGGCGGCUAAAGAAGAGACGGUGGAAGUCGCCACGGCUAUGGAAGAAGCAGCUGAGUUCAGUGGCUACGCUCCGGGGAUACUCUCGCCGUCUCCGGCUAUGUUGCCGCCAGCUUCUGCUGGAAUGUUCUCACCGGGAUGGUUUUCUCCGUCGGGAUUAAUGAGCCCGUUUAUUCUUUAUAGUCCUAGUUAUGCUAGUUUGGUUGCUUCACCAACGUUUGCUGAUGUCUUUUGUAGUCAUAUUUGGGAUCCUUAGAGAAAAAUAUAUUUAGAUCUUUAUGUAAUUUUUAUUCAUUUUGACAUAUCCCAAGAUUGAGCCCAAAGGGUUAAGAUGAGUGGUUUGUGUCUUUGUAAUGUAAAACUCAUUUAACUUCAAAAAUUUCAGACA
Molecule: messenger RNA, 876 nt
Organism: Brassica oleracea var. oleracea
Lineage: Eukaryota; Viridiplantae; Streptophyta; Magnoliopsida; Brassicales; Brassicaceae
Product: protein MKS1
Exons: 1
Coding region: 100-744 (214 amino acids)
Cellular component (GO): nucleus
Source: RefSeq, a predicted model, not a curated record